Messenger RNA from Fraxinus pennsylvanica, 468 nucleotides. The record is from the annotation of a GenBank genome assembly. NCBI's taxonomy places the organism in Eukaryota, Viridiplantae, Streptophyta, Magnoliopsida, Lamiales, Oleaceae.
AUGGCCUCCAUGGUAGCUGAUAAUUGGGAAUCAGUUGAUGGGUAUGAUUAUUUUAUCAAUACUGAAAAUUCAGAAAUUGGUGAGAGUGUUCUUAUGUCUCUACUCGAUGAAUCACAAAACGAAGAUUGCGACGACGAAAGAUUGGAAAAUGUGAUGCGGUCUCUAGAGGCCGAAAUCAUGCCCAACAAUACUAAUUGUUAUUCAUUUGAUAAUCUCGAAUGGGAGAGUGGUCCAGUGGAGUGCCAAUCGUCGAGUGAGGAGUCGGUGAAUGAGCUGGAAAUCGAGAUGGAAUUCUCGAAACUACAUGAUCUCGAUUUCCAAUGGAUGGAUUUGGAGAUGGAUCCUUCCUCACCAUGUGAUGGUGGCAUGGCAAGUUGGUACAUGGAUCCAUAUGAACAAGAGAUGGGUGCAGUGACAGACUUUGGUGGACUAAAAAAUUAUUCUCAUAUUAGCUAUGGAACUCCAUGA